This is a messenger RNA of Pocillopora meandrina, 5695 nucleotides long. The record is from the annotation of a GenBank genome assembly. NCBI's taxonomy places the organism in Eukaryota, Metazoa, Cnidaria, Anthozoa, Scleractinia, Pocilloporidae.
CUAAAAUUCGCCUUGUUGUUUUGGCCCGCCUCCGGCAAAGUUUUGUUUUCUACAGAAACAGUGUAAGACAUCCGCCUGAAAAAAGCAACACAACACGUUUAAAAAAGUAAUCUUAACACAUUCCGCGAAAAAAUACAGCUAAACGUCACCUUGAAGACUUGUAGAUUUAUUAAGGACAGAGUUCGAUGCUCAUUUCGUUGGAAAAUGAGCCGUGGAAUUUGUCAUUGGGGUCCACUAUUAGCGUUAUCAAUCAUAUGGACUCUUUUUCUUUGUGGAAUUUAUUGUAUACUGCUAUGGUACCCUCCUUGGACUUCAGCAGCAAGCGUGAUACACUUAAUAUUUUAUGUUUCAUGGAUGAUUCUUAUCAUGAAUUACUUUAUUAAAUCAGUUACUCUUGGACCUGGAUAUCUUCCACUAGAAUGGAGACCGGUGAGCAGUGUUAAUUAAGAUGGUUUUCGACAUACUAUCGCGUUUGGGUAAAAUUUGCGCACAGCCCCAUACCACAUUACGCAUUCAGUUCUUGGAUAGAGAAAACAACGACAAAAACAAUACAUUGCCAAUGGGAAAACAGAUUUGUUUAACAAUAGUAUGGGGCUGUGCGGAAAUUUUACCCGCGUUUGCAUGUAGCAUAUGAAUUUUUCUUUCCAAUAGUCUUAAAUUGUAUCUUUCUUUGAGAAAUACUGAGACCAGUCUUGUGAGAAUUGUAGAGAGUCAAUCAAAUCUUUCAAGGGACCUGGAAAAUGUUUUCCAACAGUAUUGAUGUUAAUGAAAGGGCUAUAAAGACCCCUGUUAACUUGUCUUGGUCAACUAACUUUGCAUGACAGGUGGCAACUUUUUGUGCUUACUAAACUAUGGACAGGGAAAUGCCCUAGACCAACAACUUUUUAAUCAAAUCCCAAAUGGCAAGGUGGAUUUUAAAAACUAAGUGGUUAGAAAAUUUAUAAUUUAAUACAGUGGACAUCUUGUAUUUAGGUGUAGAAAAAGCAAGGAGUCCAUGAUUUUUAAAUGUACAAGUACAGCAGGAUCUUUAUGAUGCCCUUUUUGUAAUCUACACUGUUGUAGGAUGAUGAUCAAAGUGAAGCACUGUUGCAGUACUGUGGUCUGUGCAAAGGUUACAAGGCACCCAGGGCACAUCACUGUAGCAAAUGUGGACGGUAAUUAUGUGUGAAUUAGUUUGCAUGUUAGCAACAUUUUUAUUUGUGAAAUGAAGUGGACCUUUUCACAGCCAGGGUCUAGGAAUCAGAGCUCCUCUUUGUUUUAUACAUUUUUCUUGAUAUUGCUUUCUCUAAAUUUGUUGUUUAAUUAAACCCAACUUACUGAUAUUUUUUCUGUCUCAUCACCUUUCCAUUUGGGAAUGUGUUGAAGUUGUAAGGAGAAAUUCCUUUUUGGUCAUUCAAUUCACAAAAUAAUAUGGCCCUCAUAGCAUCCACAGUUAAUCCCAAUUGGGAAAUGAAGAAGUAUUGCAGCUGUUCGUUAGAUAUUAAGCUGACCUAUCACAAGGUGCAACAAUGUACCCCCUUCUGCUCCCACCCCCUUCUCCUCCCCUCACCUCCCACUUUCCCUGCCUUUCCUCUCCCCCUCCCUCUCCCAACAUUUUGUUAGGUUUCUUUGAUAGUAUGCUACAACGUGGUGAAACAAACCAGGAUCUAGACCUGGUGCACAUUUCUUAAAAGACCCAAAAACUUCACAGGCCUGCAUAUAGCCCAAAAAAAUUUAAUGGGCAUUACUCAGAGCACACAGAAAUUUUGGGCCCUAGAAACUAUUAUUAUUAUGUUUGACUAUUCAUUCUCUGUCCACCAGUUCUUAGGAAUCAGUUGCAGAUUUAAUUUCCUUGACAGGUGUGUCAUGAAAAUGGAUCAUCACUGUCCAUGGAUCAAUAAUUGUGUGGGUCACUUCAAUCAUAGAGCCUUUACGCUGUUUCUAUUUUUUGUUCCCAUUGGGUGUACACAUGCAGCUGUGGUUUUUAUAUGUUGCACUGUGCAGCAGUUUCAUUUGGUAAGUUGGUGUUGUUUUUAUUUUUUUUGCUUUUUAUGGGCCUCUACUUUGUCUUGAUCUAUCAAAGUGUAAAAACAGAGACCUUACAAUUGGUCACUAACAUCUUUACUCGUUUUUUUCUUACCCUAGCUUUCCACAGGACCCUAUAGACGAGCUAUCUUCCAGCGAAAUGCUGUUGUUUCAUUUACAGUCUAUCGCAUGAUUAUGGUGUUGUUUUGUAUUGGUUUGUCAAUUGGUGUUACUGUAGCUGUCGGCAUUCUUCUGUAUUACCAGGUAUAAGUUGUUGCGAUAAGAAACUUUUAUACUCAUUUUCACUUGGAUAGAACCUUUUUGCAAUUUUGUUUUUAUCUUUUAGAUGAAAGGAAUAUUAACAAACAAGACAGCAAUAGAAGGAUGGAUUGCAGAAAAGGUUUUUGGCAUGUUUGUUUUCCAUUCUUAAUUAUUGCAAAACAUAUCAUUAUAUGAUCAUAUCUUACCUAUCCAUGUAUACAUCAUGUAAAUACUCCCAUUAUAUUGGAAUAAAUGAAGGCUGGUUAGGGUAGACACUUCUGAACUUAAUAUGGUGUUACUGCUGUUUAAUUUGACAGGCUGACAGAUAUCGGCCCAAUGGAGAAUCUUUCACAUACCCUUACAAUCUUGGCCAGAAAGAAAAUUUUAAACAAGUAAUGUGAACAUUGAGAAUCAAUGUUAGCAUCAGCAAAACUGUGCACCCAUCCCUCCCCUAGCCCAGCAUUAAGCCAAGGUUGUUGUCAGUGGACUAUUGUUGGGUUAAGGGAGGGGUAAGUGCACAGUUGCUCUGGUACUUGUGUUGAUCCAACAUUUUUAUAUUUUUACUUGAUGAUAACUUAAGCCUUUAACUCCCAAGAGUGACCAAGACAGAAUUUCUCUUAACAAUAUCAAUACAGUAGCAACCAGAUAAGUGAGGAGAAUAAAGAAAAAGAUCAAUUUGGGGAUUAUUAGUUGAUCCAAUACUAAAUUCUCUUAAUUAACAUUAUAGUAACCAUAUGGUUGACAGUAAGGAGAAUUACAAAUUUAGUCUUCUACUUCUACUUCUAGAGGAUUAAAGUUAAGCCUGAUUCUCAGAUGAUCUGAGCUGGUUAACUUCAACACGAUGAGGUUGUGGAAUAGAGCAACCACUGGCUGUCUGAGAAUCAGACUACUCUAAUUUCUAAUUGUGACAGUUUUGAAUUUUUUUCAUUCUGUGUAGGACAGUUAUUAUUGUGCAAUUUCCUGAUUAUCUGUUUAAAAAUACUUUUAGGUGAUAACAUUAUGGCAAGAUUAUGUUGGAGAUGGAAUAACAUGGCCUGUUGUUGAAGGAUGUGAUCAGUUUACGCUGACGGUAUAGGAAAUGAACUGAGAUCUCUGUAUUUUUCCUGUUGCUCAAUGUUUGACCCUCAGACUGUAACUGUUACUUUAUAGUUAGGACUAAUUACUUCAACUCAAUUUGUCAAAAUCUGGUAAUUUUUGUAGUUCUUCAUUUCAUUUUCUUUUUCUUCCCAUUUUAGAAGGAACAGUUGGAGCAGAAGAAAUUGAAAAGAGAAAGAACAGUGAGUUAAAAAAUCAAAUAAAUAUAAUUAUGUACCUUGUGUAAAGGAAACUCAACAGGAAUUAAAUUUCAUCCCAGCCUAUACAAGUUUAAGGUUCUGAUGUGAUAUUUUUCUAACCCACAUUUUCCAUCCUUCAGAUUUGUUGUAGAGUAGUAAAAUCUUAUAAUGGAAGUGUUAUUGCCUGGCGAGAGGGUCUGAGAACAUGUAUAUCCACUCCAUGGACAGACGAACCUCGCAUAAAAGUGGAACAGGGAGAUGUUAUUUUGGUCACUCGCUGGAGAAAGUAUGUUUUUAUUUUUGUAUGUAUGUCAAUACAUUUGUUAGUUUCUUUUCUUCUGCUCCAUUUGUGCUUCAGCUCCCUGUCUUUUUUUUCAUUUUCUUGUUCAAUUGUUUCUCAUUCUUCAGGUCUCUAUUUCUCCAUUACACUGUUCUUUCUUACAUGUACUUACAUUGUUCUGUGUUUGCUUUGUUUCCAUACUCUGUUCUUCAGAUCCUUCAUUUCUACUUUCUUGUUUUUCUUUCAUUAUUUGUUUCGUUCUUAUCUCUAUGCCUCAGUUCCAGUGUUUUCUCCUCCUUCCAUUCUUCUGGUCUCCCUUUGCUUUGUUUCCAAACUCUGUUCUUCAGAUCCCCCCUUCAUUUCUACUUUCUUCUUUUUCCUGUUUCAUCAUUUGUUUUGUUCUUAUCUGUUCCAUUCCCAUAUCUCUGUGCCUCAGUUCCAGUGUUUUCUCCUCCUUCCAUUCUUCUGGUCCCCCAUUGUUUGCUUUGUCUCCAAACUCUGUUCUUCAGAUCCCCCCCUCAUUUCUACUUUCUUCUUUUUCCUGUUUCAUCAUUUGUUUUGUUCUUAUCUGUUCCAUUCCCAUAUCUCUGUGCCUCAGUUCCAGUGUUUUCUCCUCCUUCCAUUCUUCUGGUCUCCCAUUGUUUGCUUUGUUUCCAAACUCUGUUCUUCAGAUCCCUCCCUCAUUUCUACUUUCUUCUUUUUCCUGUUUCAUUAUUUGUUUUGUUCUUAUUUGUUCCAUUCCCAUAUCUCUGUGCCUCAGUUCCAGUGUUUUCUCCUCCUUCCAUUCUUCUGGUCUCCCAUUGUUUGCUUUGUUUCCAAACUCUGUUCUUCAGAUCCCUCCCUCAUUUCUACUUUCUUCUUUUUCCUGUUUCAUCAUUUGUUUUGUUCUUAUUUGUUCCAUUCCCAUAUCUCUGUGCCUCAGUUCUAGUGUUUUCUCCUCCUUUCACUCUCCUGGUCUCCUAUUCUCACUUUUAUUAUCUCACCCUUCCUUCUUUCCUAUCAGCAUCCUUUCUGUCUUUCACACUCUGCUUGUAUCAUGUCUUCUUUUCUUUCUUAGCUGUAUGUUGUUGUUGCAUUUAAUGAUCAUCUCAUCACAACUCUUUGUUGGAGUGCGAGACUAUUUCAUUGUUCUGUGAUUUCUCACACUGUUUCUUGUUCUUUUGUUGUCAGGUGGUGGCUGUAUGGUGAAAAGUCUCUUCAUAAGUUAUCAGCCACUGGUGAGUCUAUGAGACAAAAAUUAAAUGUUCUUUAGGCGUAUGCAAAGAAGUAAAAAGUAAAAUAUCCCAACAUUUGCACAGCAACCUAAUGUAGGAAAACUAUUAUAACCGAAGCAUUUUGGUUUUUUUUUGGGGGGGGGGGGGGGGGGGGGGAAUAGGAAACUGGUGCUGCGUUGGUGCUGAAGUAUAACAAGAUCAUUUGGUUUUAUCAAAUGAGUUAAUAACAUAAUUUGGCCACCAUAAAGAGUUUCAAAGCUGACACUGAGCAUUAGCCCUUUAUCAGAGUGAAUAGUUUUGAUUUUUUUUUCUUUUAUGAUGGAAUCAUUUGGUUGUAAGUGCAUUUUAGCCAAUCACAAGAUGUCAGAAUAUUAUGCAGAGCCAUUCAGGUUGCUGUUGCAAUAUUCACUUCAAUUGGCAGCAGAAUUCCAAAAAAUCUAUUUCCUGGAAACAGAAGUUUCACUGUAAUUGAAUUUGAACAGUACAAACUAGAUGAGUUGAAAGUAAGGAUUGUUUAUAUGUGUUUUUUGUUGUUGUUGUUUUUUUAAUUUAAUUUAACAGAAAUUACAGAUGAAGUUCUGAGCAAAGAAAAAGGCUGGUUUCCUCGACAUUGUGUUGUGAGAAUAGAUGAGGAAGAGUCAGCUUCCAAGAAGGAUGAUUAA